Selaginella moellendorffii is the source of this 851-nucleotide messenger RNA. RefSeq names its product thiosulfate sulfurtransferase 16, chloroplastic. The record is from RefSeq and is a predicted model, not a curated record. The transcript has 6 exons. Lineage: Eukaryota; Viridiplantae; Streptophyta; Lycopodiopsida; Selaginellales; Selaginellaceae. The coding region runs from base 100 to 708 and encodes 202 amino acids.
AACACCGUUAGUUGAGCUCUCUUAUUUCAUCCAGAUUUUUGAAUCAAACAUCUUUUUUGGCGCCGAUCGCUCGAUCCUCGAAAUUUUCUUGGUAGAAUCAUGGCGCUGGCUACUGUUCGAUCGUCCUCUUGCUCUUGGCUCGCAUGCGGCGGUGGAUCAAGAUCAUCGCUUUCAGGGUUUCCGUCGGCAUCCCUCGGAGGAUCUUUAAGAGGACGCGAUCUCUCUCUGGAAUGCUCCAGCAGCGGCAGAGCGGCGAGCAAUCGCAUGCCAGUAGUGACCGUGCGCAGCGCUUACGGAUCAUCAUCGAGCAUGUCUUCUUGGCAGAACAGAUUUCGAGCGCUUAGGAGCAGCAGCACCGAAUCGGCCGUGAGCAGCGUUCCUGUGCAAGUCGCUCAUGAUCUUCUCAAAGCUGGGCACCAUUACCUCGACGUCAGAACUCCGGAAGAGUUCGCUGCCGGCCAUGUCGAGGGCGCUGUCAAUAUUCCAUUCAUGUACAAAUUUGGAACGGGCAUGAUCACCAACUUAGACUUUGUCCCAGAAGUGUCAGCACGAUUCAACAAAGACGACGAGAUAGUAGUGGGUUGCCAGAGUGGUCGAAGAUCAAUGGCUGCGGCCACGGAACUUCUUGCUUCGGGAUUCACUGGAGUCACGGACAUGGGUGGCGGCUACGGUGCUUGGAUCCAAAGCAAUCUCCCCGUCCGCAAAUGAACUCCAAGUAAACAGUGAUUGAUUAGAGAGAUCACUGAACUUGUCGACGAUCCUUGUGUAUCUAGUCUCAAGCUCCACGAGAAACGCGCAUGCCCCCGCGGGUUUCUUGUGAAGAUAAGUCUGCUCAUCCUCCCUCCUGGAGA